This is a messenger RNA of Daucus carota subsp. sativus, 1535 nucleotides long. RefSeq names its product small ribosomal subunit protein mS86 (rPPR1). Bases 116 to 1339 code for a protein of 407 amino acids. The transcript has a single exon. NCBI's taxonomy places the organism in Eukaryota, Viridiplantae, Streptophyta, Magnoliopsida, Apiales, Apiaceae. The record is from RefSeq and is a predicted model, not a curated record. Gene Ontology annotation, molecular function: protein binding.
UAGCAAGGUUUAACUGUGGCUAGAUGCAACUCCAUAACUCAUUCACUCCCCGUCACUCUAAAACCCUAUUCCCCCCAAAUCUCUCCCUCACUCUCUCUCUCGAAUCUCGAUCUCGAUGGCUUCUUCUCUCUACAAAUCCAAACUCCAACCCCUCUACACCAAACUCACACCCCAAUUUCUCCACCUCCGCCAUUUCUCCCCAUCAAUCCUAAACCCAGACUCCACCACACCCCUGUCCGCCAAAGACAAAUCUAAAGCCGCCUUCGCCCUCAUCAAAUCCGAAAAAAACCCAGAAACCAUUCUCGAAAUCUGUCGCGCCGCAGCGUUAACCCCAGACACCCACCUCGACCGCCUCAUUUUCUCGAAAGCGAUCUCGAAACUCUCCGAAUCGAACUACUAUGAGGGCAUCAGGGAGUUCUUGAAUGAGCUUCAGACGCGCCCUGAUCUCAAGAACGAGAGGUUUGUGUCGCAUUGUAUGGUUUUGUAUGGGGAAGCUGGGCUUUUAGGGGAUGCAGUCAAGGUGUUUGAUAAAAUGCGUGAACUAGGGAUUCGGCGGACGGUGAAAUCGUUGAAUUCCCUUUUGUUCUCGUGCAUUGUUGCGAAUGAUUAUGGGGAAAUGAAGAGAAUUUUUGUUGAGUUUCCUAAGAGGUAUGGGAUUGAGGCCGAUGUUGACACAUAUAAUACAGUGAUUAAGGGGUUUUGUGAGUCGGGUUCGUCUAAUUCGGUUUAUUCGGUGUUGGCUGAGAUGGAUAGGAAGGGGUGUAAUCCGAAUGCGAGUACUUUUGGGCUUUGGAUUGCUGGGUUUUACAAGGAGGAGAAGUUUGAUGAGGUUGGGAAGGUGUUGGAGGAAAUGAGGAAGCGGAGUAUGUUUCCGGGGAUUAGUACUUACAAUAUUAGGAUUCAGAGUUUGUGUAAGCUUAAGAGAGCAAACGAGGCUAAGGCAUUGCUUGAUGAGAUGUUUUCUCGUGGAAUGAAGCCGAAUAAAGUUACUUACUAUCAUUUGAUUCAUGGGUUUUCCAGGGAAGGGAAAAUGGAUGAAGCGAAGGGUUUUUUUAAGAAGAUGAAUAAUGCAGGGUUUAAGCCUGAUAGUGAGUGUUAUUUCACGCUGGUUUACUAUUUGUGCAAAAAUGAGGAUUUUGAAACUGCAUUGUCAGUUUGCAAGGAGAGUAUAGCAAAGAAUUGGAUUCCAAGUCAUUCAACUAUGAAGUUGCUCGUGAAUGGGCUGGCAAGUAUUUCAAAGGUAGACGAGGCCCUUGAGCUUGUUGCGCAUAUGAAGGAGAAAUUCCCCAAUAGUGCUGAUAAAUGGAAUGAAACCGAAGAGAGCUUACCAAAAAAUUGAGGAUCAACAAAAAAUUCAGUAUCUUGACAGUGGCCGUGCAUUCAUUUCCAUAAGCUAUAAUAUGAGUAUAUCUGAUAUUUGUAAGGUUGGCAAUGUAUGGGAUCAGUUUUUUCAUCACAUAAUAUUAGUGUUUUUUGUUUCUUUUUUUUGUUAAUGAAAUCUUUACAUCUAAUUAAAUUAACAAACUUUUGUCUGA